Molecule: messenger RNA, 3911 nt
Organism: Nannospalax galili (Upper Galilee mountains blind mole rat)
Lineage: Eukaryota; Metazoa; Chordata; Mammalia; Rodentia; Spalacidae
Gene: Ndst2
Product: N-deacetylase and N-sulfotransferase 2
Exons: 14
Coding region: 781-3432 (883 amino acids)
Cellular component (GO): Golgi apparatus
Molecular function (GO): deacetylase activity; heparan sulfate N-sulfotransferase activity
Source: RefSeq, a predicted model, not a curated record
CCCGCCCCUGCUCGCGGAGUGGCGGCGGCCGACGCUCGGCAGACCGUGCCACCCGGCGUGGAGGACGGGGUGCACUCCCGCGACCCGGGCGCUCAGCCUGCGCUUUGGGGAGCCGCGACUGUGCUGAGCGCUGCGGACGGCCCCUUCGCUCCCCGCCGGAUCUCGGCCGCAGCGAACAGGCUCGGAGCCUGCGGGGACCCGGGCGGCCACCCCAGCCGCCGUACGCCGCCUCCCCCUCGGUGGGAGCGGGAGUUGGGCCCGGCUGCGGCGGAGCGUUCGCUCUGGAGAUGGCAGAGCCGCCGCAACGCGGCCCGAGGCCCCGCGAGCAGGGAAGCCGGGCAGCCCCGGGGACAGCGGGGACGCCGCCCACUCCGCCGGGUGAGCCGCCCUUGAGCAGAGCCGCCUCCCGCCCGCGGUCGCCUUGAGUUCCUCCAGGCCGCCCAUCAUGGGGCCAAGCUUUGUGACCUUUGCUGACUUCUGAUGUAAGAAGCUCCAUUAGUGCUGAGCUGAGGGAGCUAGACUUUUCAGCCUGAAGCAUGGGCCAUGGGGCCAUGGUGACCUGAGACCAGUGGACUCUGUCCAGUUUCCCCCCUGCUGCUCCUUCUACCUUUCCUACCCUUACUGAAAGGAGCUGUGUCCAUCUCUUCAGGGAACUGAUCCUGAGGGAAUCCCUUUCCCUACUUCCCUAUUUUUCCACUCACCCAAGACAGUUCCAGCCUAUAGAACUUCUAUCUCCCAUCCCCUGAGGUGGUCCCCAUCCUCCCUCAUUUCUCCCUCGCCAUGCUCCAGCUGUGGAAGGUGGUACGCCCAGCUCGGCAGCUGGAACUGCACCGCCUCAUACUGCUGCUGAUUGGUUUCAGCCUUGUCUCCAUGGGAUUCCUGGCUUACUACGUGUCCACCAGCCCCAAGGCCAAGGAACCCUUGCCUCUGCCCUUGGGAGACUGCAGUAGCAGUGGGGCAGCUGGCCCUGGCCCUGCACAGCCUCCAGUCCCACCUCGGCCCCCCAGGCCUCCAGAAACAACUCGAACUGAACCUGUGGUUCUUGUGUUUGUAGAGAGUGCAUACUCACAGCUGGGGCAGGAGAUUGUAGCCAUCUUGGAGUCCAGUCGUUUUCGUUAUAGCACUGAGUUGGCACCUGGCCGAGGCGAUAUGCCCACAUUGACUGACCAUACCCGUGGACGCUAUGUCCUGGUCAUUUAUGAGAACCUUCUCAAGUACGUCAACUUGGACGCCUGGAGUCGAGAACUGCUAGACCGGUACUGUGUGGAGUAUGGUGUGGGCAUCAUUGGCUUUUUCCGAGCCCAUGAGCAUAGCCUACUCAGUGCCCAACUUAAGGGCUUUCCCCUUUUUCUACACUCAAAUUUGGGGCUCCGAGACUACCAGGUGAAUCCUUCUGCACCACUACUACAUCUCACCCGUCCCAGCCGCUUGGAGCCAGGACCACUGCCUGGCGAUGACUGGACCAUCUUCCAGUCCAAUCAUAGCACAUAUGAACCAGUGCUUCUUGCCAGCCAUCGGCCAGCCGAGCUCCCUGUACCAGGACCAGUGCUUCGUCGGGCCCGGCUCCCCACUGUGGUGCAGGACCUAGGGCUUCAUGAUGGUAUACAGCGGGUGCUAUUUGGCCAUGGCCUUUCUUUCUGGCUCCACAAACUCAUUUUCGUUGAUGCUGUUGCAUACCUCACUGGCAAGCGCCUCUGCCUGGACUUUGACCGCUACAUCUUAGUAGACAUCGAUGACAUCUUUGUGGGCAAAGAAGGUACCCGCAUGAAGGUGGCUGAUGUUGAGGCUCUGCUGACCACCCAGAACAAACUCAGGACCUUAGUCCCCAACUUUACCUUCAACCUGGGCUUCUCGGGCAAGUUCUACCAUACUGGGACAGAGGAGGAAGAUGCAGGAGAUGACAUGCUGCUGAAGCACCGCAAAGAGUUCUGGUGGUUCCCCCACAUGUGGAGCCACAUGCAGCCACACCUGUUUCACAAUCGCUCCGUGCUGGCUGACCAGAUGAGGCUCAACAAACAGUUUGCUUUGGAACAUGGGAUUCCCACGGAUCUGGGGUAUGCUGUGGCCCCCCACCACUCGGGUGUAUACCCCAUCCACACGCAGCUCUAUGAGGCCUGGAAAUCUGUGUGGGGCAUCCAGGUGACCAGCACUGAGGAGUAUCCCCAUCUCCGCCCUGCCCGCUACCGCCGUGGCUUCAUUCACAAUGGCAUCAUGGUGCUCCCCCGACAAACUUGUGGCCUCUUCACUCAUACAAUCUUCUAUAAUGAAUAUCCUGGAGGUUCUCGAGAACUAGACCGGAGCAUCCGAGGUGGAGAGCUUUUUCUGACAGUGUUGCUUAAUCCGAUCAGCAUCUUUAUGACCCAUCUGUCUAACUAUGGUAAUGACCGGCUGGGCUUGUAUACCUUUGAGAGUCUGGUGCGCUUCCUCCAGUGCUGGACACGACUGCGUCUACAGACCCUUCCUCCUGUCCCCCUUGCACGAAAGUACUUUGAACUUUUUCCUCAGGAGCGAAGCCCCCUUUGGCAGAAUCCCUGUGAUGACAAGAGGCACAAAGAUAUCUGGUCCAAGGAGAAAACCUGUGAUCGACUCCCCAAGUUCCUCAUUGUGGGACCCCAGAAGACAGGCACCACAGCUAUCCACUUCUUCCUGAGCCUGCACCCAGCUGUGACUAGCAGUUUUCCUAGCCCCAGCACCUUUGAAGAGAUUCAGUUCUUCAGUGGCCCUAAUUACCACAAGGGUAUUGACUGGUACAUGGAUUUCUUCCCUGUCCCUUCCAAUGCCAGCACUGAUUUCCUGUUUGAAAAAAGUGCCACCUACUUUGACUCAGAGGUUGUACCCCGGCGGGGAGCUGCCCUCCUGCCACGAGCCAAGAUCAUCACUGUGCUCACCAACCCUGCUGACAGGGCCUACUCUUGGUACCAGCAUCAGCGAGCUCAUGGAGACCCUGUUGCUCUGAAUUACACCUUCUACCAAGUGAUUUCAGCAUCCUCUCAGGCUCCUCUGGUACUUCGCUCCCUGCAGAACCGCUGUCUUGUGCCUGGCUACUAUUCUACCCAUCUACAACGCUGGCUGACUUACUACCCCUCUGGACAGUUGCUGAUUGUGGAUGGGCAGGAGCUUCGUGUCAAUCCAGCAGCCUCAAUGGAGAGCAUCCAGAAGUUCCUGGGUAUCACACCCUUUCUGAACUACACUCGGACCCUCAGGUUUGAUGAAGAUAAAGGAUUUUGGUGCCAGGGACUUGAAGGUGGUAAGACGCGCUGUCUAGGGAAAAGCAAAGGCCGGAGAUACCCAGACAUGGACACAGAAUCCCGCCUUUUCCUUACGGACUUUUUUCGGAGCCAUAACUUGGAGCUAUCAAAGCUGCUGAGUCGGCUUGGCCAGCCCGUCCCCUCCUGGCUUCGGGAAGAACUACAGCAUUCCAGUGUGGGCUGAUGCCCCCUUCCUUCCUUCCUAAACCAGCAAAACCCUGCUGCUUCCCUGAAGGACACCUAAAGCAGGACCCACAAGGGGGAUUAGUGUGGCUUGGCCCCUACCCCCUCUACCUCAGUGGCCCCCGGGACUAGAAUGCCUGAAAAGGGAAGGAUAUCCCUUUCCUGUAGCUCUGGGGCCUAAUAAAGGUACUAGGUACCUUUGACCCAUGAACUUGCGGGAGGUUGGAAGAAUAAGAGGGUCCAGAGGAAUGUAUUAAUUCAAUUUCUCUCUUCAUUCCCAGAAAUGUAUCUAUCUAUACCUGGCUAUGGGAGGGCCCUUUGCUGUGGCUCCUUUAGUCAGGCAGUGGGAUCUACCUGUGGCCUGGCCUCCCUGAUGUCAUUCACAUUGAAUGGGGAUGAGGUCAGACAGCUGCUCAGAGAACUGAGUAUGAGCCCUAGCUGUGGGCUAGAAAUGUCCUUAAUAAACAUCCUUAUUUUUCA